Molecule: messenger RNA, 465 nt
Organism: Penicillium cosmopolitanum
Lineage: Eukaryota; Fungi; Ascomycota; Eurotiomycetes; Eurotiales; Aspergillaceae
Exons: 1
Coding region: 1-465 (154 amino acids)
Source: RefSeq, a predicted model, not a curated record
AUGUUCCUCCUCCCCAUCUUCUCGGAGGAGAUGACACGCAGCAGUCCCUCUCUUCUGGAUGGCUGGCUCGCUUUUCUAAUUUUGGUCCGUAUCACUGAAAGUCAAAACCCGAAUACCCACACACAUACUUUGAAUACUGGGGAGAGCCAAAGGCCCAAAAGAACACCCAGUCCGCGCACCCGCACGGCUAACUCCGAGGUGUCCAUCUCAUUCACCUUGUUACACUGGAUGCAGAAUGAACCGGGUCGCCAACCAGAUAUGGGAAAAGCUCCUGGGGUGCCCAUUCGAAAACAAGUCAUGUAUCCUAUCACACUCCCCCUCCAUACCGACCUGCCACGCUCAAGGCCAAAUGCUCGUCGGUCCAAUCGCGGCGAUGUCGGACAAGGCGCCCAGCGUUGGUGGCAUCGCGUACGCUCCCCGAUCCACUCGCCCUUGGUAAGAGCUUUGGACGCGCGCUUUGUCUAG